UCUGUACGAAAAAAUAACUAUGGAAGACAAAAAAGCUAAACAUACAAUUUGCUGAAAAUUCAGCAUGCAACUUAUUAGACGAUCGCAUUUUUGAUCAUUUUGACAAUCGUUAUGAUUCUCCAAAUAACCUAAAUGACGGAAAGGAAACUUUAAUCGAUGUUAUACAAAAGCAAGAUUGUCAAAUAAACGACCUCAAAUCUAAGUUAUCGGAGCUUGAAAAGAAAGUGUCAAUGCAUGAAGAAAUGGACAAGUUGUAUAGGGAUAAACUGCAAUCUAAAGAGGAUCUAAUCGAGUCUUUAAAAUUGACCAAUGAACCGUCAAAGAACAAUGAAAAUUAUACGCAGAAGAACUGCGAACUGGUUACGAAAAAUGAUAAUAUCAGUAUUCAAAUGGAAUAUGGUGGAUCGAAAUUGUCGAUGAAAGUACCACAAUUGAAAUCCUUUGAGCCUGUGCUGGAGAAUAACAUUGCCGGACCAGGUUGGAUUGUCAUACAUCGUCGUGUCAACGGCAACUGUGAUUUUGAGAGAAAUGAAGGCGAGUACUAUGAUGGGUUUGGCAAGAGGACUGGCGACUUUUGGCUUGGACUCGAAAAAAUGCAUCUAAUAACAUCGCAUCAGCGGCAUGAACUUUAUGUACACAUUGUUGACUUUGAUGGCAUUGCGCAUUAUGCAAAAUACGACAACUUUGUUGUGGGCAGCAGGCAGGAGAAAGGUGUGCUGAGGUCAUUGGGUCAUUACAGCGGAGAUGCCAACGAUAUGAUGCGUUUAAAUGAGGGCAAAGCAUUUUCUGUUGCCACGAAAGCAUACAAGAAUGGUUGGUGGUGGAUGCCGAAUGUGAAGCCCACUUGUAAUCUUAGUGGCAAAGUUACCGAUACAAGUAUUGAGAAGCACGAAUAUAUUUUCUGGGGAUACAAGACGUGGGGAAAUAAGAAGAAUUAUAUCAAAUCUGUGCAAAUGCUGAUAAGGCCCAUAAAGGAAUUGCCCAAAUAAUUAAAUGCAAUGCUGUUAUAGAAAUUAUUAUAAUAUUAAAUUAAUAUGUAAUUUUUACAAAUCGUUGUUUGUCGAAAUUACAAAAGCAGGUCACGCUUAUAUUAAAGAUAUAAUAUGCAUAUCCGAAAAUUCCAUCGGGGAUUAAAGAAAUUGUCAGGUAUAUGAGCCAUCUGGAGUCGUAUUACUUUAACACCAGAUGGCUGAUCAUAAAACAGUCCCAUUGUAAAACACCAGAAAGGGAUUAUACAUUUAAGCAUCGCAGGUAAACAAAAGGACGAAACACUACCUAGAAGAAGCUCAUUAGAAUAGAAACCCCUCUAUGAUAACUAUAUAAGGCCUAGAAUCUUAAAAAGAAAACGUCAGUUCACAUCUUGAAUUCAGGAGGUAAAGUUGUGGUCACUCACUUUCGCCAGCUAAGUUUCUAUUCACGUCAUUGAAAAAUAGCAUUCUCUAUAUCAUGGAAGGUAAAACGCUAAAUUUACAAUUAGCUGAAAAUUCGGAAUGUGACACCUUCGAUCACUAUUUUAUCAAGCAUUAUGACAAUCAAUGUGUAACAAAUUAUAAAGUGGAGAAUUUAACCGACGUUAUACAACAGCAAGAUACCGAAAUAUACGAUCUAAAAACUAAGUUAUCAAAGCUUGAAAUGAAAGCGGCACUGGACGAAGAAAAGUUGAAUUUGUAUAAAGAUAAGCUGAAGUAUAAGGAUGAUCAAAUUGAAUUUUUGAAAUUGCGCAUUGAAUCGUUCAAGAACGGAAAUAAUGAUAACUUUAAGGAAAGUAAUCUUCAACUGGAGCCUUUUGAGAAUAAUGGCGAAAUGUUUGAACGGUUUUACAAGCUUUUUAGAGAACAGAAUGAUUUAAUUGAAAUAUUACAGAAUGAUUUAAUUGAAUUAUUCCAAAAUAGAUGAUUGCAAAACAAAGCCUAAGGUGAAAGCUUCAACGUAUGAUGAAAAGGACAAAAUGUGUUAGCAUAAACAGAAACUAAAGGGAAUUCAAUUGAAUUAACUUUCUUUGAGUUUGCAGCAAUGGCUUAUUUUGAGAUGUAUUGAUUAAGAAUACAUUUUCUGGAUGGCUGGAAA
Drosophila nasuta is the source of this 2067-nucleotide messenger RNA. Its product is annotated as fibrinogen C domain-containing protein 1-like. Bases 231 to 989 code for a protein of 252 amino acids. The transcript has 4 exons. The record is from RefSeq and is a predicted model, not a curated record. NCBI's taxonomy places the organism in Eukaryota, Metazoa, Arthropoda, Insecta, Diptera, Drosophilidae.